Prosopis cineraria is the source of this 1400-nucleotide messenger RNA. Its product is annotated as GDSL esterase/lipase At5g33370-like. The record is from RefSeq and is a predicted model, not a curated record. The coding region runs from base 110 to 1198 and encodes 362 amino acids. NCBI's taxonomy places the organism in Eukaryota, Viridiplantae, Streptophyta, Magnoliopsida, Fabales, Fabaceae. The transcript has 4 exons. Gene Ontology annotation, molecular function: hydrolase activity, acting on ester bonds.
AGCACAGUCUUUAUCUAGUAGCAGCCUAUAUAACACCUAUAUAUAUAUAUAUAUUCGCACAUAUAUACCCUCUUCUUCCCUGAAAUUAGGUAGCAAUUCCAGUUUAUCAAUGACUAGCUUUCUGGCUUUGAUCAUCUUGAGUGUUGCCAUGGCAUUGGCAACAAACGGCGCCGAGGCUGCGAGGGCUUUCUUUGUGUUUGGUGAUUCGCUGGUCGACAAUGGCAACAACAAUUACUUGGCAACCACAGCUCGUGCAGACACUCCUCCGUAUGGCAUUGAUUAUCCGACUCACAGGCCCACAGGCCGUUUUUCUAAUGGCUAUAACAUUCCUGACUUCAUCAGUCAAGAACUCGGGUCAGAAUCUACCCUCCCAUACUUAAGCCCAGAGCUCAACGGACGAAAAUUGCUUGUUGGUGCCAACUUUGCGUCUGCUGGCAUUGGAAUUCUCAACGACACUGGAAUCCAAUUUGUAAACAUCAUCAGAAUAUACAGACAACUAGAGUACUUUGAAGAAUACCAGCGAAGGGUAACUACUUUGAUUGGAGCUGCAAGGACAAAACGAUUAGUGAAUCGAGCUCUAGUGCUUAUCACUCUCGGAGGCAAUGACUUUGUGAAUAACUACUACUUGGUUCCUUUCUCAGCCAGAUCCCGCCAAUUCGCUUUGCCCGAUUACGUCAGAUAUUUGAUCUCCGAGUACAAGAAGAUUCUGCGGAGACUGUAUGAUAUUGGAGCUCGAAGAGUGCUGGUGACGGGAACUGGUCCACUGGGCUGUGUACCGGCAGAGUUGGCGCUGCGAAGCAGAAAUGGGAAAUGCUCGGCCGAGUUGCAGCGAGCCGCGUCCUUGUUCAACCCACAACUUGUCCAAAUGCUGGGCCAACUCAACAGCGAACUUGGCUCCCAAGUCUUCAUCGGAGUCAACACCCGACAGAUGAACCUUGAUUUCAUCUCUAAUCCUCAAGCAUUCGGAUUUGUGACAUCAAAGGUGGCAUGCUGUGGUCAAGGACCGUAUAACGGCAUAGGACUGUGCACGAUAGCAUCCAACUUGUGCCCAAACCGUGAUGUGUACGCAUUUUGGGACCCAUUCCAUCCUUCCGAAAGGGCCAAUAAGUUGAUUGUUCAACAGAUCAUGACAGGCACCACCAAAUAUAUGUAUCCCAUGAAUCUCAGCACCAUCAUGGCCCUCGAUUCCCGCAACUGAUUAAUCCUUCAUCUAUUUCGCUUUCCUUCAAUAAUUCUACUACUGCCUCGGCCUUGUUUUAUUUUUUCUUUCGUGUUCUUUUUUAUUUUGGCUUGCGGGUGAGGUCAUGAUCGCUACUUUCGUGUCCUCUUAUUCGUCAUCGUUUCUGUCAUCUCUCUCUUUUGGAUUGUGUCCAGAUCCUAUCCUCUCUAUACUAUUAAUA